AUGUAUCCUGUCCUGCGAAUAGUGCUUCUCACACAGUAUCUGAUAGGAAUAUGUAAUGCUGUGCUGGACAGUGUUGUGGUUCGUGGGACUGGACCGGUACCUCCCCUCGUGAUACCGCCAAGUCAAUACUUCGAGGGAAAUGACGGACCAUGGAGUACGUUCAACCUCCGAGUCGGGACACCAGGGCAAGAUGUUCGUGUCACUAUCUCCACCGCAUCGCCCGAGACCAUGGUGGUGCUGUCCGAGUACGGCUGCUCAACCAUCGUCUUCAAAACUGUCCCGGAGCGCUGUGCAAGCUCUCGAGGCCUGAUGUUCAGUCCAAACUCGUCGUCGACGUGGAGUGACAAAGGCUUCUUUGGGAUCAAUCAAGACGGCGUUGGCCUCGAAGCCAAUCUUGGUUAUACCCAGGCUGCAAAUUUUGGAUUGGACACACUUGGUUUGGGCAUGGUAGCUGGUGCGAAUGGCCCUACUCUCAAAAACCAGACCAUCGCGGGCAUUCCUUCCGCUUCACCAUUUUACUUAGGAAUUUUCGGUCUCGGUACACAGCCAGUCAACUUCAGUUCGCUGGGUAAUUACUCGGCGCCUUCCUACUUCACGUCUUUGAGGGAUCAAAAUCUCAUCCCUAGCCUAAGUUGGAGCUACACCGCCGGGGCAAAGUACCGUAAGCUAAUCCGCGUUUCCCUUUUCCUCAUUCGAAUCCUCACGCUCUCUAAAUUAGGACUCAAACAGGUCUAUGGCCAACUAAUCUUCAGUGGCUACGACACCUCCCGCUUCACUUCCAGUCCUAUCUCUUUCACUAUCGCCAAAGACCUUACCCGCGAUAUAGUCGUCUCACUUCAAUCCAUCACCUACAGCGGCACCGUCCAAACCUCCCUCCUCGCCUCCCCAAUCUUGGUUUUCAUUGAUUCCACCGAUCCCAACCUGUGGCUCCCUGAAGCUGCUUGUCAGCUCUUCGAAGAGGCUUUCGGCCUCACCUUAGAUGAUGCCACUGGGCUGUACCUUGUUAAUAACUCGCACCACGAGGCGUUACUAUCUGAGAAUGCAGAAGUCAGCUUUAAACUCUCUGAUACCAUUGGCGGCGGAGGAACCGUCAAUAUUGUUCUCCCAUACUCUGCCUUUGACCUGAAAGCAGAGUAUCCGAUGGUCAACAAUGCGAGCUUCUAUUUUCCUCUGAAGAAGGCGGCGAAUAACACGCAGUACACCCUGGGACGAACGUUUCUACAAGAAGCUUAUCUGACUGUCGACUACGAGCGCGGUAAUUUCUCGGUGUCCCCGUGCUCGUGGGUUGAAGGCGCAGCGCAGAAUAUUGUCGCAAUAAGCUCGAAGGACUCCAAAGUUGGAAACAACACUACGCCAUUGAUAAUCGCACCAGGAGAUGCAGAACCGAACCCGACGUCGCCCAAGAAUGGCAUCGACACUGGUGCUAUUAUCGGCAUAGUUGUCGGCUGCGCCAUUUUCGCCAUCCUACUCGCCCUCGCUGGAUAUUUCUUUCUUAAACGAUGGAAAGAGAAACAGACCUUGUCGCAGAUUAUCGAGUCUUCGGACUCGCACAAAGGCGUCGUGGGCUUGGAGGGCUUGGAAUCACCAGAAUAUCAUAAGCUAUCGAGUUUAAAGGCCACCGAUGGGGAGUUGAGUAAUGAUAGCCAGAUCUACCAGCUACACUCGGAACAAAUGCCUCGUAGGGCUGCUGAGACAAACGAGGAUUUGGUGAGGUCAGUAGCGUAUGAGCUGCCAGGGUCUGCGGUCAAGAGUGUAGGGCUGGAUGUGGAGGAAGGGAAUAAUGCUGUGUCUCGAUAG
This is a messenger RNA of Venustampulla echinocandica, 1797 nucleotides long. RefSeq lists its product as uncharacterized. Gene Ontology annotation, biological process: proteolysis. Gene Ontology annotation, cellular component: fungal-type vacuole. Bases 1 to 1797 code for a protein of 598 amino acids. Gene Ontology annotation, molecular function: aspartic-type endopeptidase activity. Lineage: Eukaryota; Fungi; Ascomycota; Leotiomycetes; Helotiales; Pleuroascaceae. The transcript is spliced from 4 exons. The record is from RefSeq and is a predicted model, not a curated record.